AAAAAAAAAAAAAAAUCUCUAUUUUCAAAAUCUCACUCGUGCAACGACGCCGUAGGAACAUGUCCUGGUUGGCUCGUUCCAUUGCCAAUUCUCUCCGCCUCGACGAAGUUGAAGAUGUGCCCGGCGCGGAGGAUAGGGCCCCACACGAUACCGUCCCGGAGGAAGACCCGCCCGGCGCCGAUCGUCGAUCGUCAGGCGACUGCCAUAGCAGCUGCGGCGGGGACGACGAAAUUGAUGGCGGUGACAACCGGCGUGGGGUGAAGGAGGAUCUGUCGGAAUUGAAAGACAGCCUCGCACGUCAAUUCUGGGGUGUCGCCUCGUUUCUGGCUCCUCCUCCUCCUCCUCCUCCCCCGCCGCCUUCAAUUCUGAGGUCGGGUGUUGGAGAUCGUGAGGGUGAGGAAUUGGUGGAGCAAGGCGGGGGAGAGCCUUGUAAAUUCGGUCCGUUGGAGGAUUUUUACACAGAUGUUGUAGACUGCGCAAUUGGGGUUAGUGAGGAAGUUUUAGCCUUCGCUAGGGAUAUCGCGCAUCACCCGGAGACCUGGUUGGAUUUCCCGUUUUCGGAGGAAGAUGAGUUCGACGAUUUCGAUAUAUCUGAUGCACAGUACAAGCAUGCUUUGGCAGUCGAACAUCUAGCACCAAGAUUAGCUGCUCUAAGAAUUGAGCUAUGUCCGGUUCACAUGAGCGAGAGCUACUUUUGGAUGGUCUAUUUUGUUCUUCUGCAUUCGAGGUUAAGUAAACAUGAUGCUGACCUGUUGACCUCAUCGCAGCUUGUUCAAGCACGGAUUAUGUGGAUGUACGAAUUAGAGAAAAGGACCAAGGAGUUGUCGGGUCUGGUUGUGAGUACAGAGCCUUCAGACUCCGUGCAUCAAAAUUUCAUCAUGCAUUCUGACGAAUAUAUGCAUGCUCGACCUGAAUAUAUCUCCGAACCAGAAAACGAGAUUGAAAAAAACUCAGUCAACGAAACCAAAUUUGUCGACAAGUCGGUCAUUAAAGAGGAUUUAACACCCAAACUCCAGGAGAAGGAGAUGAUACUGAGUUCAGUUAUUGCAAAGGGUGGUGAUCAUGUCGAUGAUAAAGAUGAUGAUGAUGAUUGGUUGAAGGAUAUGUCGGACUUUAUCGGUUAUUCGGACAAGUCAGUCAAGGGAAAUGAAGAAGACAUAUCGUUUAGUGAUCUGGAGGAUGAUUUAGAUCACACAAUACCUGUUAGAUACGAAAUAGUCACUUCUGAAGAAAAUUCGUAAACCGAAACUUCACAAGCUUGACCUGUGUACUUGGGAGAGGAUUAUAGAUCAUUCAUUCUGGACAUGGGUUUUAUCGAGUUGAGAUUAUCGGGACUCGAGUGUUCUUGGGUAUUUUGCAAGGGUUAUUAUUAUUCUACAUUUGUGGUAAAUGCAGAGGCGGUUGGCACUGCUAUAAGAUAACAGGACAUGAAAGAUACCAAAGUUGAAGAAUUUUGGUGAGUUGGAUUUUUACCAAUUGACCAUAAGGCAAGAAGGAACAUUUGGUUCCUUGAAAGAAGUUGCUAGCUUUAAAAUUUUAUCUUCCUGAGAUCACAGCUCGGGCAUUGAUGUAGAAGGAGAAAAUUGAAGAGCAAUUUUCAUGAAAUGUUGUCGAUAUAUUCUUGAAGAAAAUGUACAUAAGACAGUCAUAAAUGACGGAGAUUGUAUGUCCCAUGUGUUACAUACACAUAUUGCUAUUUUUUUUAUUUUUUUUUUGAAAAACAAAGGUGGUGUAAAUCAAUUUUUCAAUGCUAUACAUACAUUUUUUGAGAUUUGCGACUUAUAAUAUUUUUAUUUUUCGUGGUAA
This is a messenger RNA of Striga asiatica, 1806 nucleotides long. The record is from the annotation of a GenBank genome assembly. NCBI's taxonomy places the organism in Eukaryota, Viridiplantae, Streptophyta, Magnoliopsida, Lamiales, Orobanchaceae.